CACUCUCCGCGGCCACUCCUUUGUGUUCUGGGACAGGUAAGUGUCUAGCGGUGAGUUUCCUCACCUGUGUCAGUUUACACGCCGUAACAAAACGGGUUCUUUUGAAAUGCUGCCUAACAAAACAUACGGAUAACAGUGCUCAAAAGAAUGGCCGGAGGAGGAAAUAAACCGAACCCAAACUCAUUGGACAUGGAACCUGUUUUUCGGGGUUUAGGACGAUGUUCUUGUGCAUUUUGGCUUGCCGUCUCCUUUGACAUAUUUGGUCUGAUUAUUCUUCUGCUUGGUGUGUUUCUGGACGUAUUUUUCUACGACUUUCUCAUUUAUGCGGGAGCGAUCAUUAUUUUCAUGAGCCUUAUAUGGUGGAUGUUUUGGUACGUUGGAAACAUUGAGGUCGCACCGGAGGACCUGGAGGAUGACGUUGGCUUGUUGAAGAAGGGCAGAGGGUUGGCAGGCGUGGCGAGGCGAUUCUCCAGUCGUCUCUCUAAUGGAAUAAGCCGGUCCUUCAGGAGGAAAGGUGCAGCUCAGGGCCACAGUGGGGUCACCAGGACAAAAACUGGUCGCUCCACUCUGCAAGUCACCCAGCAAGUGCCAGUGACAAUCCCAAUGAGUUCUCAAGAAAAUGUGCACACCGUGUCUGCAGCUAUUGAAGGGGAUGUACCUGUGGCACAUAAUACAACGGAAACAUCCGCCAUAUGAAGCCCUCAAGUUAUGAGCCUACUCUGUUAUGAGACAAGAUUGAAGAAGGUCCAUCAGCAGCCUCUUCUACUUCAGGGAGAUGACUUCUUACAUUUCACUUGAAUUUUCUAUGAUGUUUACAAGAAGAUUGUAACACUUGUUUUUCCUUUUCUGAAUGAUGUUUAAUUGUGUACCGUUAAUUUAGUCUGUGGGAAGAUUUGAAAGUCAUUGAUUUCAGAAUAAUUUUAUAAGGACUUUUUCAGUUGAUGAUGAAGUUGUGUGCCAUAAAAAAAUGACUGAUUUCUUUCCACCUGACGCAACAACAAUUGGCUAUAUUUCGCCGGCACCUCACCGACCUUUGGUCAACCGGGCUGGAUUUUCCCUAAGUAGCUUCCGCUUAUCUCUGUUUGCUCUCACUAUCUUCAACUCCACCUGAGCUGUAAUGUUUUAUAUUCCAGUCAGGAAACAAAAUUUUGAAGGUCCAGAUGGAUGAUUUUUUAUUUCACAUUUGUCAAAUAAAAUGUUUUUUAUGUUUCACUGAA
Clupea harengus (Atlantic herring) is the source of this 1217-nucleotide messenger RNA. RefSeq lists its product as uncharacterized. The record is from RefSeq and is a predicted model, not a curated record. Lineage: Eukaryota; Metazoa; Chordata; Actinopteri; Clupeiformes; Clupeidae.